Messenger RNA from Molossus molossus (Pallas's mastiff bat), 1843 nucleotides. It is a transcript of the gene FSIP1, whose product is annotated as fibrous sheath interacting protein 1. Lineage: Eukaryota; Metazoa; Chordata; Mammalia; Chiroptera; Molossidae. Bases 89 to 1843 code for a protein of 584 amino acids. The transcript has 12 exons. The record is from RefSeq and is a predicted model, not a curated record.
AGAGUAGGUAGCUGUCGUGGCAGGAAAGACCUCUUCCCCUCUUCCUCUUUGGGGGACAGGGGAUGUGGCUCCGAGUGUCAGGAUAUCAAUGGAUAUUAUAAAGGGGAACUUAGAUGGAAUUUCAAAACCAGCCUCAAAUUCAAGAACACGUCCUGGGAGCAGAUGUUCAAAUGCUUCUUUGGAGGUGCUGUCACCAGAGCCAAUAUCCUUUAAGAUUGAUACUGCAAUCAAGUUGAACUCUGAUAAAGAGGGCCUCUCAGAAAGCAGUAAUACAGAGGGGAGUAGAAACAGUAAAGAUGAUAAAGGGGAAAACUACUCUGAGAAUAUAAACCUGGCUGAAGAGGGGUCAGAUGAAGAUUUGAACUUUGUUCAACAUCAGACAAUCUCUAAAUGUUCAGAUGAACCUGAAUUAGAAGAAUUAGAUUGUAAACUUCAAGAUGCUAUUCAGAAGAUGAACAGGCUUGAUAAAAUAUUGUUGAAGAGACAAGAUAGAGAAAAAGAAGUUAAGAAGCAAGGUCUAGAAAUGAGAGUAAAGCUAUGGGAAGACCUUAAGUCUGCAGAAAAUAGUGAAGCUUUGCCAAGUAAUGAAGAAAUAGAAAAUACAAAAAAGUUUUUAGCUUUGUCUACUACAUCAGAAGAAACUGUUGAUCCUUCUCGCUAUGAGCAUGAAGACACCUUUUUCUCAGUGUUUCAUACUCAGGUCCCUCCAGAAGACUAUGAAAACCAUAUACAGAAUGAUAAUCAAGAUUUUACCUGUGAUGUAGAAAGAAGUAAGUCAUUGAUCAAAGCAGAAAAGAGACUCUUCUCACAUGCAGAAAAGACUGAACUCAGGGGUAAACACAGCCAGGAUUUUAUUAAGCGAAACAUUGAGUUGGCCAAGAAUUCAGGAAAACCAGUGGUUAUGAUUGACACAGAGAAGAAAAGGCUGAUUGAACUUUUGAAGGACUUAGAUGACAGAGAUUCAGGACUGUCCAGUUCUGAGGGUGAGCAGUCUGGCUGGCUGGCCCCAGGUGAAGGAUACACACUUGCAGUCACCCAGCAUCAGCAGCUUGCUGAAAUCGAGACAAAACUCCAAGAACUUUCUGCAGCCUCCCCAGCAACAACCAGCUUUUCUCCAAGACUUGAACAUCAGAACGAGCAGGAACCUGACCUUAAUGUUGAUGAUAGAAAUAUGGAAAUAACUCCAGGGGAGAAGGUACUCCGGAACACCAAAGAGCAGCGGAAUGAGCAAAAUCGGCUUAGAGAGAUAGAUGAGAAGCUGAGAAAGAUGAAGGAAAAUGUAUUAGAUUCAACAUCACUUCUCUCUGAGGAACAGUUAAGGCGUCUUCUGGAUGAAUGCACCACCUUCAGACAAAAACCCAUGACUGGACCUUCUUCAGAAAGAGAAAAGAAAGACACUGAAGAUAUACCACCUGAGUGCCCCCAGCUUUCCAGAUCUGUCCUCUCUGAGUUACUAAUCGAGUCAGAAACAAAGGUCAACAGCAGUGAGGCAGGAGAAGCAAAUGUGCUGGAGAACGCAGAAGCGGAGACAGCCACGGGCAGCUAUCUCAGCAAAGCCUUGGCUGGACGUGACGUGUCACAGGCUCUUUUUGCUGAGGCUGAAAAUAUGAAAUGCAUACAGUUUUCCACGGAUGAGGUUAUUAGUGACACAGAGGACUAUUUCAUGUCGAAGACUCUUGGAAUUGGAAGACUGAGAAGGCCUUCUUUUUUGAAUGAUCCACUGUAUGGCAUUGAUGUGAGCCUUUUAUCUGAGGACCAGCAUCUGAAACUCAGCCCUUCAGAGGAACCAAAAACAGAUGACCAGGAGGCUGACGAAAGGACAGAAGAAUAUAAAGAAUCUUAA